Molecule: messenger RNA, 959 nt
Organism: Gaeumannomyces tritici R3-111a-1
Lineage: Eukaryota; Fungi; Ascomycota; Sordariomycetes; Magnaporthales; Magnaporthaceae
Exons: 1
Coding region: 74-829 (251 amino acids)
Source: RefSeq, a predicted model, not a curated record
GUUUCGUCCGUCUCAAUACCGCUCCUUGCAGCCCUGCGCAUUGCGUCAGCCAGAACCUACACAUAUAGAAACCAUGCUGCUGAGCCCACAACUUCUCCUCUCAGGAGUCAGCCUGCUGGCCACCGUCACCACGGCAUCACGACUCCCACACGCCGCCGACAUGUCGUCAUCACAAAACCCACAACUCGCAGCGCGAGAGCCGCGGUCGCAGCCGCAGCAGAGCGAUCAAGGGCCGACGGUCCCAACCCCAAUCAUCUGCACCGAGACCAACAACACCGAGAGCAACAGCACCACAAAGACCUGGGCGCAGGUGCUCUCGCGGUUCCCGCCAGGCUCCCUGUCGGCCACGACGGCGCUGCCGGUGCCCGGGCUGACGGUCGACUUCCGGCUCAAGGUGGACCUGAACCCCAAGAUCGGGCUGGGCGAGGGGCCCUGGGGGCUGCGCAACUGGGUCAGCUUCAAGGGCGGCGAGUGGAGCGCGUCCUGGGGCGGCGGCGCCGUCGAGGCGGGCGGGCAGGACGCGCAGCUGCUGAUCGAGACCAAGGCCACGUACGUCGACACGCGCUACCUGCUCAUCACGGAAGACGAGACGCCGGCGCACAUCAUGGUGCAGACCACGGGCUGGCGCACGGGGCCGCCCGACGUGCUGGAGCGGCUGUUGGACCCGGUCGAGGGCGACAAGGUGCCGGCGAGCGACUACAGGUUCCGGCUGUUCAUCCGGCUCGAGACGGGGGAUCCGCGGUAUUACUGGGUCAACGAAGGCAUGUGGUUGGGCAGCGGCAUCAGGAGGGGGUCCGAGGUGAUUUAUGACGGAUAUCGUGUGCUGUAGAUGUAUUUUGUGUUAGUCUGAUGUGUACAUCAGUGCAUCCACCUACCAAUUACCUCUCCCGCCUUACUUAGUACAGCAGGCGGUGAGGCCCCGCCGCCAACACCCCCGGCAGAAACACCUCAACCCCCUG